AUGAACAAGCCAAAGCAAACCCCAUCAGAAAAAGCUGUGACGCCUUCAAAGCGUGGGACGGGCCACAGACGCUCAUCAUUAGCCCUUUACAUAAGGGGGGAAGAAGCCCAAGACGGAGAUGAAGCACAGGCUAAUCAGCGGCUCAAGCAGAAGGAUCAGGUGCAGUUGACCCCUGAAGAGCUUCGCCAGCGCAUGCCACCGAAGAUCUUGUAUCCCCAAAAUCCUCGCGCGCCGCAGAAUAUUACUCGUUUUUCUUUUAAAGAUAACCAGUUCAAGAAAGAAGGCACAGUUGAACAAACUGUAUUUCAUUUAUCUAUUGAGAGUGCGCUGCUUCUCAAAGACAGCCCAGAGGCUGCAGAGCAAGAGGAACUUCUGCGACUUCGAGAGCAAGCCAGAGAGCGUCGAAGAGAGUUAGAGGCUGUUGAAGUAGCAAUUGAAGACGACGGAGCUACACAAGACGAGGAAGGGCGUGUCAUACGUAAUCAGUUCAACAAUGUGGAUAGGGCCACGCAAAUCAAAAGUUGCGCCACAGUGGAGCAGAGCUGCUCAACGCUGCCACCGCCCAAACGGCUAUGCUGUGGAACUGCAAAUCGCUGGAUCAUUUACGACGCUUACAUGAAAGAAGCUGAGGCACAAAACAGAAAGGAUAGCGAGGCAAAGGUGCUCCAAAAGAAUCACUAUUCCUACCUACCUGUGAACAGUUAA
Eimeria necatrix is the source of this 705-nucleotide messenger RNA. RefSeq names its product dynein intermediate chain, putative. NCBI's taxonomy places the organism in Eukaryota, Apicomplexa, Conoidasida, Eucoccidiorida, Eimeriidae. Bases 1 to 705 code for a protein of 234 amino acids. The transcript has 6 exons. The record is from RefSeq and is a predicted model, not a curated record.